GACCAAGAGAACAUCUGCUGAGUUCAGGAGGGCAGAGCUGCCUUGUCCAGGUCCUCAGACCUGUCCCUUCAGCUGGAAACUCAACUCACAGUAAGAGCUCACCAUGUUUCUCAAUGCAUGCAUCUAGGUUUUACAUUCUGAAGCAUACAAUUAUCCAAAUGAUUUUUUAACUUGGUGCUGGGCUGUCAAUUAAUGUAACUAGUGUUUGUUCAGAGGCUGAUCUACAUAAUUUAAAGUCUGAAGAUUAUUGUUGCAGUUUUUAAUCACACAGAAAUAAAUGCCAGAGGUACCUGCUGCAAAGCUAGAAGAACUAGAAAUAGUCAGGCAUGGGGGGAGGGUAGGGGCUUGUCAGCAUCACCUUGGGCCUUUUGGGAAGCAGGCAGGGAAAGGCAGAUUGAUUUAAGACAGCCAGCGAGGGACAUGGAUUCUACUGGAAAGGUCUGAAAGGCAGAGAGGGGACAGAAGUUUAAGUCAGGCAAGAUUUGUAAUCAGUUAAGAGACGAGCAAGGUAGAAUUGCUGUGGGUCCAUUAUAUAGGUUGAGUACUGGAGAUGGCAAGAGGCACUAAGAAAAACAGCACACCAGAGACAUGGUGUCAGGAAUUAAAAUGUGAAAGAAGUAUUGAGGGAAUAAUGGAGAUUCACCUGGUGGGAACUUAAAAGAGACUAGGGAUAGGUUACAAGACAGUCCCAUGCACCCUUACUGCCCAUGGAUUGGCUGAGAGCAAACAUCAAAAGCAAAAUAUGCCAGGAGGGAUUGGGCAUAUCUCACUGGGUGUGACAGGGCUGUCAUUAUUGUGCACAGACUAAUAUAGGUGUGUACAGGACCUUGGAGUAAUUAACAUGUGUCAAAGAAAGGAAUCCCUGCCCCGACCAGCUGAGGUUCACACCAUCUAAGGGAUUUAGGUGCUUAAAUGCCAUUCAGGUUUGGACCCUUGCAGAUAAAAAGAGAGCCAUGCAGCCCAGGCAAACAACAGGACCUGGUGUGUUACUGCAGGAAUCCUCCAUGGAACUUGGAGGUCUCAGAGUGUUUGAAAGAAGGAGAAAAAUGGUGCUAUCUGGGCAUAGACUAAUCAGCAGUAGGAUGUGUCCUAUUCUCCAUGGGCAGUACCAGAUCAGGAGAAUUUGGGCACAAAAUACCAAGAGGAAUCUGGUUAUGAGAUUCACAUCCUUGAAUAGGCACAAGCCAAAUGACAGCAAGCUCCCAAGCUGGCCAGAAGUGGAGACCAUAUAUCAAGGGCCUUUGCUAGAGUAGCCAAGUUCCAUGGAGAUGCCUCAGAUCUUCAAGCAGAGUCAUUCUGUCAGUGCUGCCUUUCAAACUGCCUGCAAGCCUAUGGAGGGAACUGGAGGGAGUGGUUUUAUAGCAGAAAUGGUGCAUUCACUCUCUAUAACCUCCACCUUGCGGUUCCUUCCAGAUGCUGCUGCAGGUCACUAACAAAUCAGAGGAUCAGAUACACUAGGAGAAAUCAGAUUGUUCUCCUUAGCUGAACUCCUCCAUAGCUGGAAACUAUUUACCUUUUACAAGGGACACAAGGACCAUUGCAGACAUCCGUGAUAUCCAACAUAAACUCUGUAGAAAUCUAUUCCCCCAGGGAAAAUGGCUGCAUGGGAAAGCUAUUAUUCAAGUUCCCUAAGAAUGGUAAUGUCAUGUCAGACUGAUUGCUCUUAGUGCAGGGGCUGAUAGAGGGCUGCAAGGAAUGGUAAAAUCAUGCUCAGCUCUCAGAAUGGGUCUGGUAUAACAAUGCUGCUACACGCUCAAAGAGGUGCCAUGGGCCCUGGUGCACCCUCCCUGAUGUAAGGAAUGGGCAUGGCACAGAGCUCAGGGAAGUGACUGUGUGGAAAGAAGGGGGAAAUGGUAGGAGCAUGGAGAGCAUUUCAGCCUUGAGCCUUGUAACAGAUGCCUUGUACAGAACACUAACCCUGAAGGAGGUGCAUUGGCUUCUCCAUGGUGGUCAGCAGAGAUGGGACAAAGUGGCAGAUCUCAGCUCCAGAUCUAGUUCCCUAAGCACUAGUAUGCAUAGAUCAUAGCUCAGGAAGGGUGUGCAGGCUGGAAGCCUUGUCCCAGCUUCCCUUCUCUUUUGGGCCCCAAUUCAUAUUAGCACCUCAGCCUCAAGGCCUAAGGCAGUUACUGAGAGUCAUUGCCUUCAGUGGGAUGCCUUUAUGUGUUCCCUCUGGAGUGCAGAGUUGUGAAGGGGCCUUGAGGAAUAGAUUUCCCACAUCUUGUGGUAGUUUAGAGAGUGUUGUAGGUAGUUAAGAUAGAUGAACAGGAAUCAGGACUCCUGGGUUCUUUUUCCAUCUGUCAUUGAUUUGCUGUGUGACCUUUGGCAAGCCCCUUCCCUUCUCAGUGUCUCUAUGGAAAUAAGGGAUAGAGAUAAAGACUGAUCUUCUGAGAGGUUGUGACACGUGCUUUAAUUAACAGCAUGAGGGAAGUGCACCUUCAGAUAGCAGGUGUCAUAGGUAUGAUCCAGAUGUGGGGGGUCAGGGGUAAUGGUACAAGCCUGGGAUGUCCAAGAGUCAAGGGUCACAUUACCAUGGAGUUCAAGCACAAAGAGGUAAGCAGGAUCUGGGGACUAGGAGUUAGGUAAAGGGGUUAAGGCUAGGCAAAUGUGCAGGUAGCAGUUAGGCAAGAAUUUAGGUAGGAGCUGCAGGUUAGGAGCUAGAGGAAUAGCAGGAACCAGAUCAGAUAACAGGGAACAAAACAUCAGGAACCAGAUUAGGAAACUCAGAACCAGAAAUCAGGAACCAGGGCCAGGAAUCAAGGACCAAACUGGGAGCAGGAACCCAAGACUCAGCAUCAGGAGCACUAAGAGCAUUACAAGGGAUACUGCUUAUAUGCAGCAGCAACAUCCAAACAUUUGAGCCAGAUGGGGGCACUUAGGCAGCUGGCAGUCAGGCCCCCCAGGAUAUCAGGGCCAUCUGAGGCUUGUCUGUCUGCCCACUGCUCAAGCCCCCUACAACGGGCUAGCAAGGGAAAUCCACUCUGAACCCUGAUUUCCAGAUUCUGGUGUCACUUGCUGGUUUGCUCAGUCAGACACUGCUUUGCAUUUCCCCAUAACCUGCCAUGACUGUCCGUGGUGAGGAUAGGGCAUAUGGGCAUUGAUAAGUGAUGGCCAUGCUGCUAAGUGCUUCUGUGCUGCCAUUUUAGGGGGGUGGGGUAGAGAAGCCAUCCCCAGAUGUAUAGGGCAGAAUUCUGUUUCACCUAGUGGAUGACCAGAGCACAGUCUGGGACUAAGUCUAAGGGCCAGAUUCUCUUCUACUUAUUAGGCACAUAAAUUAAUUUGGGUACCUCAGUGUACUCCAUCUAGCUCCAGUCUAUGAAAAACAGUUAAUGCAAAUGAUGGGUGGAUUCCUCUUUUCCUCCCUGCAUUUUUGUGACACAGUCUGAAGGAUCAGAUGACUGUGCGUUACAAGAUUUCAUGCAUUCAUGGAUUUUCAACUACUUGAGCAGGGUAGAAUUAAAGUCCUGAAGGGUUAAUUAAAGCACAUGUCACAACCCUUCAGGAAAGCCAAAUCACUUAUGUAUCUAACAGGUGGAACAGAGUCUGGCCCUGAGUUAGCAUAUUGUUGUGUAGGAGUGAUGCUAUUACCCCUCUAAGUGUGCAAGUGUCCUCAUCAUAGGAAUAGGAUUUGCUCUGGAGACACACAGGUAUCUCUUUCUAGAAUGGGGGCACUUACAUGCCCCAGGGGGUAAGAAAAUAACUCCUACUCAGUGGUUGAGUAGCUUUCUGCUCAUAGUCACUGCUGGAAGUGGUGGGCUCAGCAAGCAUUGUUGGAGAAUACAGGUCCAUUUGUAGGGUCGGCUCCUUGCAAGGUUCAAACUAAUCACCCUCCUUCUGUUCCUGUUGUAUACAUUCCCCAUUGGGGUAGCACAGCACAGGACACACAGGAUUCCAGUACCUUCAAGCAAAACUGCAGGUGGGAAUGCCCAUUGAAGCCUGGGCAGCAGACACUGGGGACUCUUGCUGCGGGAUCAGUAACAGGCCUUCCUGAAGGAAAUCAGGGUCCUUCUCUCCCCCCGACAGCUGAUGUUUAAUGAAAUUCAUUUGCUUCCCUGUUUCCCAUAUUGGAAGCAGUUUCACAAGGCAGAACAAUCCACAGCUAGGCCUGAUGCUGAGGUGCUGGAACUGUAUUGUGAGCAAAUCACAUGGUCCAUCUGCCUCACCCCAGCAGUGCCACUAGGAUGCAGCCUCCUCUGCCAGGGCUGCUCCUGCUACUUUUCAGCCCCAUGCUGCAGACUUCAGUUUCCCUUUUCCCUGCAGAAUGGAUGCCAGGAAGCUGAUGCUACCAUUGCUGUCUGUGGCUUCCCUGCUGCACAUGGCUGCCACACUGAGGAUCAGUGCUUUCAACAUCCAGGCAUUUGGAGACAGCAAGCUAUCCAAUGACACUGCUGCAGAUAUUAUCAUCAAUAUCCUGUCUAGGUACGAUAUUGCCCUGGUGCAGGAGGUGCGGGACUCUGAUCUCAGUGCUGUGACAAAGCUCAUGGACCAGCUCAACAGCAUGACAAUGGAUGCCUAUUCUUAUGAAAGGAGCAAGCCCCUGGGCCAGGAAAGCUACAAGGAGAUGUACCUCUUCAUCUACAGGAAAGAGGUGGUGUCUGUGGUAGACAGGUACCAGUAUGAGGACCCAGAGGACAUCUUCAGUCGGGAGCCUUUCAUCAUGAAGUUCUCCUCUCCCUAUUUGAAGGUGAAGGAGUUCGUGCUGGUGCCCCUGCACACACGCCCCCACACAGCCGUCACAGAGAUUGAUGCCCUCUACGAUGUUUACUUAGACAUCAUUGACAAGUGGGAGACUGAUGAUAUUAUGUUCCUGGGGGACUUCAAUGCUGAUUGCUCCUAUGUCAAAGAAGGGGACUGGGAGCAUAUCCGCUUGCGCACCAGUGAGGUGUUUAAGUGGCUCAUUCCUGACGAUGCAGAUACCACAGUGGGGAAGUCAGACUGUGCCUAUGACAGGAUUGUGGUAUGUGGCUCUAAACUGAGGAAAAGCAUAGUGCCCAAGUCUGCAACUGUUUACAAUUUCCAAAGAGCUUUCAAGCUGGAGCAGGCAGAGGCCCUGGCUGUCAGUGACCAUUUCCCUGUCGAACUGACACUGAAGACUCACUGAAGGAUCCUACUUCAUACACCAAUGCUGCUCCGAUCUUCACCCCCUCUCCUACUGCAUUAAAUGCACUCACCAGCAGCAGCAUGCACAGUCCCAGCAAACCAGCUGCUGCCUCCUUCUCAACUGGCUGGCAUUUAAGUCACUGCUACAU
Molecule: messenger RNA, 5246 nt
Organism: Gavialis gangeticus (Gharial)
Lineage: Eukaryota; Metazoa; Chordata; Crocodylia; Gavialidae
Gene: DNASE1L2
Product: deoxyribonuclease 1 like 2
Exons: 8
Coding region: 4259-5098 (279 amino acids)
Biological process (GO): DNA catabolic process
Cellular component (GO): nucleus
Molecular function (GO): DNA nuclease activity
Source: RefSeq, a predicted model, not a curated record